This is a messenger RNA of Brettanomyces bruxellensis, 1191 nucleotides long. RefSeq lists its product as uncharacterized. Gene Ontology annotation, molecular function: phosphatidylinositol transfer activity. Lineage: Eukaryota; Fungi; Ascomycota; Pichiomycetes; Pichiales; Pichiaceae. Bases 1 to 1191 code for a protein of 396 amino acids. The transcript has a single exon. The record is from RefSeq and is a predicted model, not a curated record.
AUGUUUGGAUUAACUAAGAAAAAUUCUAAAGAUAGUGAAAAGGCCAGCGUGGAAUCUGAUGAAAAGCUAAUACAUCAGGAGGUCCCAUUUGAGCAUCCUCCGGAAAGAAUUCAUGCCCCAGCAGAAAAGCCCUUAACCAGUAAACAAAAUAUAAUGUAUCAAAAUGUGUUACGAUACUUUCAAAACCCAGAAUUGGUUAUCCGAGUUAAAGAGAAAGGAAACAGCAGCACAGAAAAGACCCCGCUAUCUUUAGAUGAAAAGGCCUGGAUUACAAGGGAAUGCAUAUUGCGUUAUUUAAGGGCCACGAAGUGGAUUGAAAAAGAUGCCAUUGACAGAAUUGAAGGAACUAUAGCAUGGAGAAGGGAGUUUGGAAUCGAUCACAUUAAAGAUUCUUCGAAAAAUAAGGUGACCCCGGAGUUAGUGGAACCCGAAUGCUUAACGGGGAAGCAAGUUGUUUUAGGAUUUGACAAUGACAGCAGGCCAUGUUUAUAUUUAAAGCCAGGAAGACAAAAUACUAAGAACUCGUUUAGGCAGGUGCAGCAUCUAGUUUUCUUCUUGGAAAGAGUCAUUGACUUCAUGCCUUCCGGUCAAGAUUCCCUUGCAUUACUGAUUGAUUUCAAACAACACCCAGAAAUUGCUGCCGAGGUGGAAACAUCGAAAAUUCCUACUUUAUCAAUUAGCCGUCAGGUGCUUCAUAUAUUGCAGACGCACUACCCAGAAAGGUUGGGAAAGGCACUUCUUACCAAUAUACCAUUUCUAGGAAGAACAUUUCUUAGGCUAAUAUACCCAUUCAUUGAUCCUCUAACACGUCAAAAGCUCGAGUUUGAUGCAGACUUCUCGACUUUCUGCCCUAGAGAGCAAUUGGAUAAAGAAUUCAAUGGUUCAGUUGAUUUUGAAUAUAACCAUAAAGUCUAUUACCCUGCUUUGAUUAAAACAUGCCGGAAAAAUCGCGAGAGGUACAUGGAGAGAUUUAAAAAAUUUGGUAGCGUUGUCGGACUUAGCGAAAUAGAUUUACGUGGUAAUUCCGAUGACCUCCAAGUUCCGGUCGGAUCGCAUCCUUGGGAAAAAAAAGGAGCUAACAUUUCACUGUCGCAAAUUACAAGCACUCAAAGUAGAAUUACCAGCAGUCCUAAAGAUCAAAUUAUACAGAAUAUAACAUCUGAUUCCGAGCACGUUGUUAUGGUUCAGUAA